UACGCUUUUAUUAGCUUGGGUUGUAUGUAUGUAUGUAUGUAUGUAUGUAUGUAUGUAUGUAACGGAAUCUUUGAGCUUAAUUUUCACUGAUUUCUAAACGUCUGAUCAACUUGAAACUUUGCACACGUAUCAAGGACCGAUGACAAUGCAAUAUUUUGAUAAGAGUUUCUCAUUAUCCUUAUUAAAACUGCCAGGAUUAAUAAAUUCAUUUUUAGAUCCUUCGUAUGAGAGUAAGAGAGACAGAGAUAGCACCAGUGCCAGUAAUCUCCAUACAAGAAACCAAGAAGUUCUGACGUAUAAGGAGUCCAAAAAGAGAUGUAAUAUAUUUCCAUAUAAUGUUACUAUUAACCUGAGGCUUUUUUAUUUCAUCGCAUCGCUCCAUUUAGAAUUACCAUUAGAAACAAUAGUAGAAUUAGUAGAAUAUUUUAAAACAAUAAAAAAUAUAUAAGUAAUAAAACAAAAGUAAUAAAUGAAAAUUGAACAACUAAAUUUACAACAAUACAAGAAUAAAGUUACUACCUACAGAACUUUGCGAUAUUUAAUACGUAUUUAACAUAUUAAUGCGAUUCUUGAAUUAACAUUAUGUAACUUUUGCAUAUUUAUAAUAGCAACACUGUAAUACUCGCUUGUAAAAUGAGUGACAGUUUGUUUAUUUAUGUAAAAUAAGUUUUGCAGUAAGUUUUGAAUUCGAUUCUAACACCUGUAAACUUUCUUUCUGUUUUUUUACCGGUGCCUGUGUAUUUACCUAUUUGCACUUUGUUUUGUGCUGAUAACUUGUCGUUAUUUGGAGUUUGGAAUCUUCCGUUGAGUCGAGCUUUGUUCUUCCGGAUAUUCGUGUGAUUUUAUCAUCUGAGAUUGGACUCUGACUGUGUUCACUGUGUUGUGCAGAUAUUUUGAGAUAGGACUCCUGUAAAAAGUACCUGAUUAUUUGAGAUAGGAGUCCCAAGUUUGUGUUUGUUUUUGUGAAAGACAGAUUUUACUACAAAAGUGCCACGAUGUCUUCAGAUAAACAUUGUUGCGUUCCUGGUUGUAAAGGCAGUGGAGAUUGCCUCCACCUCCAACUCUACCGCGACCCGAAAGACCGCUUCAAAAAAGGACAAACGAAAGCGUCCCUCUCACUCCAACACUUCCUCGGUUUCGAGUCAGGAUUCACCCUGGACAAAGAGUCUAACACUAUAGCAAUAAUAUGCCAAGACGUGACAGUGGUGUUGGCGUUUGAGACGAGGGAAAGGCUGAUAGCGUGGCAAGUGAAAGUGGGGGGGCAGCUUGGGUCUUCGAAGGAGUUCUUGGUGAUGGUCGGGAGUGGGGGGUCGAAGAAGUUGCCGGCUGGACCGGCGAGGUUGCACCUCCAGGGCAGGAGGUUCGCGUUGACUAGCGGCGUGCCGCCCCGUUUGCUUGGACUUUGGGAGCUGGCUCAUUUGAGACGGUAUGGCGUAGUGGACGGGAGAUUUUGUUUCGAAGGUGGCUCCCACUGCGGGAAAGGUGAAGGUCUUCACAUGCUCAUCACCGAUCAAGCUCAAGAUAUCACCGACUUGUUCGAUUUCGCAGUUCAUGGAAACCAGUCGUUGCAACGCACUUCUACUUCACGAAAAGGCACUAACAAAGGAUCCAAAUCACGGCCAAAUACUCGUCUCUCUGAUUUCAAUACAAUAGACCAAUCUCUGCCUGAUACGUCAAGCGGCCUAUAUGAAGAAAACUUUUUUGGAGAAGAUUGUAGUGGAGUCUCGCCAUACUGGCCUUCUGAUGAAAGAAGAUUUGAUGAACAUGACCUCAGACCUAAUGAUACAGACUGUCCCAAACCGUUGUGGAGUGGAGCUGAUCAUGUGACUCUCGAACGAUGUAAUACUUGCUUGACGAAACUUGGAGCAAUGUCCAGAUCUUCAACAGUAGCACUUACUCCCGGAACUAAUUUCAAUCCAGCGUGGACAAUGGAUCCAGUACCUGAAAGCAGUUCAGAUAAUUCUUCAAAUAGCACCGAGUAUUUAAGUCCUAAGGCUAUCAAGAGAACAUUGGAAGGGUGUCAUUGCGGCAAACCUCCGUUGAGACCACCUAAGCCUCCAUAUCUAGAUCACAAGAAGCCUCCAGCCCCGUUACCUACGACGCAUAACUGCACUUGCGCAGUUAACGAUAACACUUACAUAAAUAAUUCCAAAGUGGGACCUUACGAAAAUUAUGACGUUCCUAAAACAGCUCUCGUUGAGGUUGACAACUCGGAAUAUUAUGAUACUCCAAAACGUAUAAAACAAGCAUUAACAGAUGACCUUUUCCAAGUUACGAAAAAUUCUACACCUGGAGCUCUUGUUCUGAAGAAAAAUUGUGGCUGUAUUCUUAAAUUUGGUUCUAAGAAGAAACCUGUAGUAGUAGAGUGUGAGGAAAACCUGCAACCAGUAGAGUGUCCAUGUCAAAAAGUGACAAAUUGGGCAAAUAGUCUUAUAAGUCUUCCAUAUUGUAAGAGACCUACUGGUAAUGAAGUAAGCACGGAAAUUUUGACAAAUCAAAAAUUAAAUGAAAUGGCUCUCUAUGCAACAGUAGAUGUAACAAGAAAAACGAAUAGGCAAAGUAAUUCAACUAUAGAUAAAGAACCUGUGAGUACAUCUCAGGAACAAGAAUAUACAAAUUAUCAAAACAUUGAACCUAAAAGUGAAAAAGAGUUUGAAGGUCCUUAUGCAAACUAUGAGAACCUAGAAUUUGCUUUAUCAUUAGAAUACUAUGAAAAUGCAAAAGAUUUACUUAAGAAAGCUGGUGUAACUCAAACUGAAUUGGAUGCUUUGAGUGCAAAUAUAGAAAUGGCAGCAACAGUUUUACCUAAAAAAACAAAAUCAUGCUCCAAAUGUUGCCAUUCUCAAACAGGGAAUCAACAAAAAGAUGGAUGUAAAAACAAGGGUGACGAAUAUUUACUCAUGGAGCCUACUAAUGAAAUGCAACGUGAAACUUGCAAUCGAACUAUUGGCCCUAAUCCAGGAUACACACCUAUGUCUCCAAAUCCUAAUUGGUCUCAAAGUUUGAAACAUCCCUUACAAAAAGUUCAACGUGUUGAAAUUGAAAAAUCGCUAAGUAUACCCACAUUGAACGGCAGCGGCAUUAGAUCUAGUGUACAAAAUUUAAUUGGAAAUAAUAACAAAGAAAUGUUGCAAAAACGCUCAAGUUCCGUUGAUUCUGGGAGACUAUUAGAAGAUCUAAAAGAGUUUGAUAGCAGCAUCGGAAGCCAUGCUACAUCAUCUUCUUUAGAAACUUUACGAAACUUAGCUAUUGAAAACAGAAGAACGUCAUCGUCUUGUGAUAAUGAAAGAGAGUGCUACGAUUGCUGCAAGUCUUCAGAAUCUGAUAAUAAGACUUCUGAGGAAAGUUCAUCCAAAGAAGCACCACACUUAAGAAAUAAGCAUAUGGAUAACGCUCAGAUUAAAAGGUCAUGUAGCGUUCCUUGCAAAUCCGGUGGUAACCGAGACUCGUCUAGUUCUAAUGACUCUGGAGUUUCAAGUUGUUCACUAAAGCAUGGCGCAGAGUAUAAUGAGUUUGAAUUACCAUUGACCUCAGGACAAUCACGCUAUCAGUACAUGAUGCACAGAAGGAUGAGAGGGAAUCUGUCUGGCUGUCUCCACUCAUCUUUACCCAGAAAAUCAAAGUCCUCGGAUCCAUUGCGAGACUUGUCUAUGCAGGUUCAUAGAGCAAAUGUACCAGCAAAAUCUUCAUCUGCUGAAGCCGAAGUUCCAGUCUUGCCUCCAAAGCAAUUCAAAGGAGUUAUGGAUACGCACAGCACAUCAAGCGGAACAUCAGAUAUGUCGGAUUACAUCGAAACAUUGUCAUUGACGUCUUCGCAUUCGUCAUCAGAAACUGGUGUCAGGUUACCUCGCCAGCCUACCAGUACCUUAAGGCCUCGCUCUGGGAAAGAGUACCAUAAUCUAGAUCCUAUUCUGACCUCUAUGUAUAAAAGUGGAAAAGAGUUAGCUAACUAUACUAAUUUACCUUAA
This is a messenger RNA of Amyelois transitella, 3968 nucleotides long. RefSeq lists its product as uncharacterized. The transcript has 7 exons. Gene Ontology annotation, molecular function: protein kinase binding. The record is from RefSeq and is a predicted model, not a curated record. Lineage: Eukaryota; Metazoa; Arthropoda; Insecta; Lepidoptera; Pyralidae. Gene Ontology annotation, biological process: positive regulation of protein tyrosine kinase activity; neuromuscular junction development. Bases 996 to 3968 code for a protein of 990 amino acids.